Molecule: messenger RNA, 2161 nt
Organism: Coniophora puteana RWD-64-598 SS2
Lineage: Eukaryota; Fungi; Basidiomycota; Agaricomycetes; Boletales; Coniophoraceae
Exons: 3
Coding region: 159-2081 (640 amino acids)
Source: RefSeq, a predicted model, not a curated record
GCUUGAUCUCGCUUCGAGUACUUACAAGGCUGCGCCGACCUGUCGCCCUCGAUUAUUCGACAUUGAAUCAUCGGAAGAACGGGAGUGGCACACGACGCGGCGGGCUUGAAGGGUAGAUAAGAAGAACAUACCCACUGCAUUCACAGUCACAAAACGCGAUGCCCCAGCGCAGCGGAGGCGAACAAAGCGACUGCAGCUACGACAUCGUCCUCUGGGACGGCGACGUCCCGUGCGCCGUUCCAGCCCCCACCCACGGCCGUGGCCAUGGCCCCAGCGCAGGCGGCGCGGCGGAUCCCAGCCGCCAGGGGGCCCGCACGCGCCGCCCGCCGCCGGCGCCGGCGACGGUCAUGCAGAUGGUCGACGACGACUUCGACGCGGUGACGUACCCCGACACUGCGUUCCCUGCGUACAGCACGUGGGAGGCGGAGGCGGAGGCAGAGGACGGGCGGUGUCCUGUGUAUCGUGAGGGCGUGUUGCAGGAUGUGCACGAUGGACCGCAGAUGAGCGCGAUGCGUUGUGAGUCGGGCUGUGAUGGUUGUGGGCGCGGCGGAGGGGCUGGGUAUGGGCAGGGGCAGGAGAGCGAGCGGUGUUAUGAGGCGCGGUCGAAUGGGUGCGAUGAUGGGAGUGGUAGGGGUAGUGGUAAGGGAGAUAGGGUCCGGGACGACGGGUACGGAGGCCGUGGUGUGCAGGCGCUCAGACCGGGCAUGCUGAGCCGGACGGACUCGAGGCGCACGGACGGGGAGAGUGGUCGGCAGAGGGAGAGGGAGAUCGAGCAUACCAUGGCGAACAUGAACAUGCGCGGGGAACCUUACGCGCCCAGCGAGCAGGGGGUAUCGGCGGUGUCGGAGGUGCGCUCGCCGAGGAUGAAGGCGAGCGAGGGCAAGGCAGGCUCGGGCUCCAGCGCGGGAGGUCCAGGAGGCACCACCAAGAAGGGCAAGACGGUGACUGACUGGCGCGAAGAGGUCGCGCGCCGCGCGGUGGCGAAUGGACACUCGCUCGCGCGGACGCCGCAGCACUCAGAGGGCGCCCCCUCGGUCUCGGCCGGCGCCUCCUCCUCCUCCGAGGCGCGCGCGCGCGUCCGCCGCAUCCCGCCGCCGGACGCGUACCCGCCCGCACAGGCGUACAUGUCGCGCUCCGAGCGGAUGUACACGCACUCGGAGCUCAAUAUCACCAUCCCCGGGGGCGGGGGCGGGGGCGGGCUGCUCGAUCCCAUCUCGACGUCGACGCCCAAGGCGUCGCAGCAUCCCCCGUCCCAGUCUCAACCCCAGCAACAGCCCCAGCAACAGGCGCCGUCCCAGCAGACACCGCCCCGCCACCGCGGGCCCGGCCAGGGCGACUACGACCGCACGCGCGACCGCUCGCGGGAGCGCGAAGAACGCGCGGAACACGAGCGCCAGGAGCGGCGCGCGCGGCGGCGCGAGAGGGAGCGGAUGCGGGAGCGCGAGAGCAGUCCGGCGCGGUCGGAGCAUAUUUAUACGCUCGCGGAGCUGAAUGCGCUCUCGAACGACGAGUAUAUCGCGCAGCUGCAUGAGCGCGCGCGGAGUCGGCAGGCGCAGGCGCAGGCGCAGGCGCCGGAGCCUGUGGAGAGGGGCGCGGAGUCGCCGGAUGCGGUGGCCGGGGCCACGCAGAGUCAGAGGGAGAGGGAGAGGGAGAGCCAGGGCAGCCGCAGCAGAGGCCAGAGCAACUCGCCGCGCAGCUCGCCCAACUCGCGCCCGCGCGGCGGCUCGGGAUCCGCGUCUUCCCCGCGCUCGCCGCUCCAGACCCACUCUCACUCUCACUCUCACACCCAGUCCCAACUCCACUCGCACUCGCACUCCCUUUCGCACUCAGAAGGAAUCCCCACCCCGCCCGCACCCUCCGCAUACGUCUCGCGCUUCCUCACCACGCACUGCACCCCGCCGCUCACGCACCUCGCGCCCGUGCUCGGCGCGCUCGGCGUGGCGGGGGAGACGCACAUGCGCGCGAUGGCGCGGCUGAGCGAGGAGACGCGGGACCGCGAGGUCAAGGCGGAGAUGCUCAGGCGGGGCGCGACGGUGCUCGAGUGGGCGGUGUUUGUGGAUGCGCUAAGGGGGCUUGCUUGAUUUGCGUUGGCUGUCGGUGGUGGUGGGCGUGGGGGUUUUUGGGAGGAAAUUUAGAGUGAUGUUGUACGAUGUAGAAUUUG